Messenger RNA from Colius striatus (speckled mousebird), 3557 nucleotides. It is a transcript of the gene SEC24A, whose product is annotated as SEC24 homolog A, COPII coat complex component. Gene Ontology annotation, cellular component: COPII vesicle coat; endoplasmic reticulum exit site. Bases 82 to 3393 code for a protein of 1103 amino acids. Gene Ontology annotation, molecular function: SNARE binding; zinc ion binding. Gene Ontology annotation, biological process: endoplasmic reticulum to Golgi vesicle-mediated transport; intracellular protein transport; COPII-coated vesicle cargo loading. NCBI's taxonomy places the organism in Eukaryota, Metazoa, Chordata, Aves, Coliiformes, Coliidae. The transcript is spliced from 23 exons. The record is from RefSeq and is a predicted model, not a curated record.
UUAGUUCCGGUGCGGGGCCGUCCCCCCUCUCCUCCCCCGCGCUGGGCCGGGCGCCGCCGCAGCCGAGCCGAGGCCGCCGCCAUGGCCCAGCCUGCUGGGCCCCCCACCGCCUAUCCCAGCCACAACGGCGCCGGCCAGCAGCCCUACAGCAACGGUCCCGUGCAAAAUCAACUGAUGCAUUCAUCAGAUGGCCAGGUGCAUAGACCUUUGGUUCCGGGAUCCUACUCGCAUCAGACACCAGCGAAGUUUCCUCCCCUUCAGUCUUCUGGACAAUACCCCUAUAGUGGCUCUCAGAAUGUUUCUCAGUUAAACAAUUACCAAGGACCUGGGCAGACUCUCAAUAGACCACCAGCAGCACCUUUCUCCGGGUCACCAGUACAACAGAUGGGUCCUGUUCCACAAGUGCUGCUGCCUGCAUUGCAAAACUCAGCUGCCAUAUCAUCUGCUGGUGGCUUUCCUCCUGGAGCUAGCCCACCAGUGCUUUCAAACUGGCAGUACAGCCAGACUCCUGCAAGCCAACCAAUUGGGUCUCAAACAAGCCAUUUGGCUCAUAUGACGGGGACAGAGUCAGCUCAGCCACCGUCAUCAUUGUCGGGAAAUACAAAUCCUCCAGGAAAUUAUCAAUAUGCUGCUUCUCCGGGAGGGCCUCCACUUCAUAACAGCUACAUGAAGCCAGGAUCUGCACCUCCACCAGUGACUCAGCCUCUAACUCCACUUCAUCCCCCUUCAAGGCCACCAUUAGGACCCCCACCUACUGGUGGUCCACCUUUAACUAGGCCAUCAACACUGAUAGCAGGACCACCUAAUGCACAGUCUCUGCUAAAUUCAGCUGCAAAUCAAGAUGGUGAUGCUACAUCUACUGCAGGUGAUGGGUCUGUGGUGCAGAACAGCUAUGAUGCGAUAGAAGGUGGUGGCCUCAUGGCAACCUCACAUCCUUCUCCUGCACCCCCAAAUCUUAAAGUGAACAGAAGUGUUGGAUAUUCUUACCCUACUUUACCUCCUGGCUACCAAAAUACUACUCCACCUGGAGCACCAGGAAUGCAAGCAUCUACUUUGCAAUAUCCAGAUGGAUCAAAACAUUUCCAUCAGCCUGCCCUGGGUACUAAUCACUUAGCUGCAUCUAUGGGUAGCCUGAGUCUACAGCAAGAAGGAUUAAGAACUGUGAAUCUUCUUCAAGAAAGAAAUAUUCUUCCUACGACCCUCUUGAAGGCCCCUGUCCCAAACUUGCAUGAAGAAAUCCAGAAGCUUAACUGUAAUCCUGAGUUGUUCCGCUGUACCCUGACUAACAUUCCUCAAACUCAGGCCUUAUUGAAUAAAGCCAAACUUCCUUUGGGGCUCCUGCUUCAUCCUUUCAAAGACUUAUCGCAAUUGCCAGUGGUCACUUCAAGUACUAUUGUGAGAUGCCGUUCCUGCCGGACAUACAUUAACCCCUUUGUCAGCUUUCUAGACCAAAGGAGAUGGAAAUGUAAUUUGUGCUAUAGAGUGAAUGAUGUUCCUGAAGAAUUCAUGUAUAAUCCUGUGACAAGAGUUUAUGGAGAACCUCAUAAAAGACCUGAAGUCCAGAAUGCUACUAUUGAGUUUAUGGCUCCGUCUGAAUACAUGCUACGUCCACCUCAACCACCUGUGUACCUCUUUGUGUUUGACGUCUCUCAUAAUGCAGUAGAGACAGGAUACUUGAAUACAGUCUGCCAAACCCUGUUAGACAAUCUUGACUUGCUUCCUGGGAAUACCAGAACAAAAAUAGGCUUCAUAACAUUUGACAGCACAAUCCAUUUCUACAGUCUUCAGGAAGGUCUCUCUCAGCCUCAGAUGCUUAUUGUUUCAGAUAUUGAAGAUGUAUUUAUACCAAUGCCAGAGAACUUACUAGUAAAUUUAAAUGAAAAUAAAGAGCUAAUUCAAGAUUUGUUGAAGAGCUUGCCACAGAUGUUUACCAAGUCUCUGGAAACUCAGAGUGCUCUGGGACCUGCAUUACAGGCUGCCUUUAAACUGAUGUCCCCCACUGGAGGUAGAAUCUCUGUCUUCCAGACACAGCUUCCAUCUGUGGGAAUGGGAGCACUAAAGUCACGAGAAGAGCCAAACCAAAGAGCAACUGCAAAGGACAUACAUCUGACACCAUCAACUGAUUUUUACAAGAAGUUAGCCUUGGACUGUUCAGGACAACAGGUUGCAGUGGAUUUAUUUCUUCUUAGUGGACAAUAUUCUGACUUGGCUUCUCUAGGUUGUAUAUCAAGGUAUUCUGCAGGUAGUGUCUAUUACUACCAGUCUUACCAUCAUAAACACAACCCUGUCCAGGUGGAGAAAUUGCAAAAGGAACUGAAACGAUAUUUAACUAGAAAGAUUGGGUUUGAGGCUGUCAUGAGGAUAAGAUGCACCAAAGGUCUUUCCAUUCAUACUUUCCAUGGGAACUUCUUCGUACGUUCUACAGACUUGUUGUCAUUACCCAAUGUAAACCCAGAUGCAGGAUAUGCUGUUCAAAUGUCAGUAGAGGAGAGUCUUACUGAUAUGCAAGUUGUUUCUUUUCAGUCAGCUCUCCUGUACACAUCCAGCAAAGGUGAAAGACGAAUUCGUGUCCACACCAUGUGCUUACCUGUUGUAACAACACUGAGUGACGUCUACCUAGGGGCAGAUGUACAAGCCAUUACUGGGCUGUUAGCCAAUAUGGCUGUGGACCGAUCAGUUUCUGCUACCUUGAGUGAUGCUCGGGAUGCCUUGGUCAAUGCAGUGAUAGACUCUUUGUCUGCUUACCGUUCAUCAGUACUAAGCGUUCAACAGCCUGGUCUCAUGGCCCCUUACUCACUACGGCUCUUCCCACUUUAUGUACUGGCACUCUUAAAACAGAAAGCAUUUCAAACUGGGACGAACACACGUUUAGAUGAACGCAUUUUCACCAUGUGUCAAGUGAAAAACCAACCCCUUGUUUACCUCAUGCUUAUGACACAUCCCAGUCUGUACAGAAUUGAUAAUCUCACAGAUGAGGGGGCACUUAACAUAAAUGAUAGAACUAUACCUCAGCCACCCAUUCUUCAGCUGUCAGUGGAGAAGUUGAGCAGGGAUGGUGCUUACCUUAUGGAUGCUGGCUCUGUAAUGUUUCUAUGGAUUGGGAAGAACUGUGGGCAGAGCUUUAUCAGCCAAGUCCUUGGAGUCCCAAAUUAUGGUUCAAUCCCACAGAAUAUGACACAUCUCCCAGAACUUGAAACUGCAGAAUCCCUCAGAACAAUAACUUUCGUUUCUUGGCUGAGAGAACAGAGACCUUUCUUCCCUAUACUAUAUAUAAUAAAGGAUGACAGUCCAUUGAAAUCAAGUUUUCUGCAAAAUAUGAUUGAAGACAGAACAGAAUCAGCCUUAUCAUACUAUGAAUUCCUCCUCCAUAUACAGCAGCAAGUGAAUAAAUGAAGCACUAGCCUUUGUCUCACUUCUUUAAGGAAAGAUUUUUGCAGUAAAGAACGAUUGUGCUUGUAAUAUCUUCAUUAAAUCUGUGGCCUGAGGCAGUUGAUGAGAAGUUCUCACUGUGAUUUCAACGAACUAAAGCAAAUAAAGGACCACAUCUGAGAAUCAAA